Messenger RNA from Paraglomus brasilianum, 785 nucleotides. The record is from the annotation of a GenBank genome assembly. NCBI's taxonomy places the organism in Eukaryota, Fungi, Glomeromycota, Glomeromycetes, Paraglomerales, Paraglomeraceae.
CCGAAGAAGUUGGGCCACGCGAUAAUAAUAAGAGAUACCAUGAACCUAUAAUUCUCAAUGCAGCUCGGCUCUCUCGUCAAGAAAAAGCACGUCGACGUGUAUUUUCUUGGUACACUCAAUCACAAUUACGAUAUGCAGCCGGUGAUGGAAUGCCACAAGAAACAUUAGAAGAUCUUUUAGAAACAGCAAAGGGGGACUCUCGUCGAGGAACUGUAGCUGAUGAAAUUCAUAGAGUUUACCCGAUAAACGGACAAAUUGACGUGUCUCCCGGUGGAGGAUUUGGGGAUGUAACAAUAUCUGAAAGGUCAUCGAUAUGUAGCAGUACUGGAGCGGCCGAUAGAUUUGGAACUCCAAUGGGAGUUUCCGGAUCUCCAAUAGGCAGCUUCAGAAUUACGAACUCUCGUGAAGAGACGCAACUAUUCAAUAAUAUGGCGAUUCGAACGGACUCUGAAACAAAGAUUACAUCUCCAAUGGCAUUAAAUUUAUCCACAAGAACUCAUGAAACGUCAACAACUGAAAGUGUACGGAGCAGUUUCGUGCCGGCUACGAUCAAUGACACUGACUUGGGAGGCUUACAGCUAAGAGAAACCCAGUUAAUCAAACCGCCACCAGUGCCCAAAGAUGACCCUACAUUUGGAUAUAAGAGACUGGAUGUGGUGAAUGGAAUGCCAAGAAAGUCAUCUAUUGUGAUAAAUGACUCAAUACUAUUACCAAAUCCUGUUCCAAUGGAAGAGCAUAAGAGUACUGGGGGAGGUGUUUGGGGACGACUUUGGGGUUGGGGCUGA